CCUGUGGUUUUCGGCAGAAAGCUUUGCACCAUCGAGGCGCCCCCUUCCUCCCUGCCAACGUGCCUUGCUCAGGGUGGCUGGGGUACAGGCUGCCUAGCGAGCUCCCGCUGCCAGGUAAUUGAGAAUGAGCCCUCAACGAUGCUAAGUCUACAAUGGGAAGUGUCACACUCCGCUACUUCUGCUAUGGGUGCCUCUUCACAUCCGUGACCUGGACACUUCUGCUCUUUGUUUACUUCAACUUCAGUGAAGAGACCCAGGCCUUCAAGAAUGUGCCCGUCAAGGGGCUAGAGCCACAGAGGCCCUUCCCAAAAAAAUUUUUCCCCCGUUUUACCCGGGGGCCAGUUCGUAAACCUGCUCUGCAACAGAAAGAGAACAGAAUUGGCAAUCGUUUUGCAAAACAUGGCCAGGACCCAGUGAAGGGGGAGGCAGAUUUUUCUCCUGAAAUGGGGAUGAUUUUUAAUGAAGAAGAUCAGGAGGUGAGAGACUUGGGCUAUCAGAAACAUGCCUUCAAUAUGCUCAUCAGCAACCGGCUGGGGUACCACAGGGAGGUACCCGAUACAAGAGAUGCAAAGUGUAGAGAGAAGUCCUACCCUUCCGACCUGCCGUCUGCCAGUGUCAUCAUCUGCUUCUACAACGAAGCCCUUUCCGCGCUGCUUCGCACGGUCCACAGCGUCCUGGAUCGCACCCCCGCCUACCUCCUUCAUGAAGUUAUUCUGGUGGAUGACAACAGUGAAUUGGCUGACUUAAAGAAAGACCUGAGUGAAUAUGUCAAGACUCAACUUCCCAAAACCACCAAGUUGGUAAGAAAUGAGAAACGGGAAGGCUUGAUCCGAGGAAGGAUGAUUGGAGCCUCUCAUGCCACAGGAAAAGUCCUCGUGUUCCUGGACAGUCACUGCGAGGUGAACGAGAUGUGGCUGCAGCCUCUGCUGAGGCCCAUCAGGGAGGACCGCAGGACCGUGGUGUGCCCCGUCAUCGACAUCAUCAGCGCCGACACGCUCGCCUACAGCUCGUCGCCCGUCGUGCGCGGCGGCUUUAACUGGGGCCUGCACUUCAAGUGGGACCUUGUUCCCCUCUCCGAGCUGGAAGGGCCCGAGGGAGCCACGGCUCCAAUCAAGUCACCUACUAUGGCUGGAGGCCUGUUUGCUAUGGAUCGUGAGUACUUCAAUGAACUGGGACAGUAUGACAGUGGCAUGGACAUCUGGGGAGGAGAGAACCUGGAGAUCUCUUUUCGGAUCUGGAUGUGUGGGGGGAGACUUCUGAUCAUCCCCUGCUCCAGGGUGGGACACAUUUUCCGGAAAAGACGCCCCUAUGGCUCACCGGGGGGCCAGGACACUAUGGCUCAUAACUCGCUGAGGCUGGCCCACGUGUGGAUGGAUGAAUAUAAGGAGCAGUAUUUUGCUUUGAGACCUGAGCUAAGGACCAGGAGCUAUGGAAAUAUUACUGACCGUGUAGAACUGAGAAAAAGACUGAACUGCAAGUCAUUUAAGUGGUAUUUAGAUAAUAUCUAUCCUGAGAUGCAAAUAUCUGGCCCCAAUGCCAAAGCUCAGCAGCCGGUUUUUAUUAAUAGAGCGCAAAAGCGACCAAAAAUAAUCCAGCGUGGAAGGCUCUAUCACCUGCAGACCAGCAAAUGCCUCGUUGCCCAAGGGCACCCGAGCCAGAAGGGCGGCCUCGUGGUGGUGCGGGAAUGUGACUACAACGAUCCGAACCAGGUCUGGGUUUACAACGAGGACCACGAGCUGAUCCUGAACAACCUGCUCUGCUUGGACGUGUCGGAGACGCGCUCUGCGGACCCGCCGCGCCUCAUGAAGUGCCACGGCUCGGGCGGCUCGCAGCAGUGGACGCUCGGGAGGAACGGCCGCCUCUACCAGGUGUCCGUGGGGCAGUGCCUGCGGGUGGCGGACGCGCGGAGCCACAAGGGCUACGUGGCCAUGGCCAUUUGCGACGGGUCCCUGCCGCAGCAGUGGCGCUUCGAGGGCUGAGGCGGCACCGGCCCCGCAGCGACGCUCCAGCCCCAGCGCGUGGACGGGCGCCCGCCUGGACCUCCCGCAGCCCCAAACUGGGCUCAAAAGUAAGAAAAACGAUGCGGUUACGUUGCCCAAACGUGCGAGAUCUUUUUUUUUUAGCUGUGAGCAGCUUUUAAAUGACAGCGACAGGACGGCGGCCUCAAGCGUUUCAGACACAGCGUCUCAUUAGUUUUCAAUUCUAGUAUGAUUUUACUGGCCAAAUUAUUUUACUUUCACCUGGAAAGUAUUUUUAUUUCUUUUUAUCUUCUGAAAAAUGUAAUUUAGAAUAUUUAAGUUCUGGUAAUUUCCAGCUUUAGGCCGUUUCCUGUAGUUUGAAUUCUUAGCUGUCAUUUGUCACCUUGUAUUUAAAACAAAGUAACUAUUACAAAGUCUAUUUUGAUGACUGAUGACAGUAGCUACAUUUAAAAUAAAAGUAU
This is a messenger RNA of Nothoprocta perdicaria, 2440 nucleotides long. It is a transcript of the gene GALNT11, whose product is annotated as polypeptide N-acetylgalactosaminyltransferase 11. Gene Ontology annotation, molecular function: Notch binding. The record is from RefSeq and is a predicted model, not a curated record. The coding region runs from base 153 to 1979 and encodes 608 amino acids. Gene Ontology annotation, biological process: regulation of Notch signaling pathway. NCBI's taxonomy places the organism in Eukaryota, Metazoa, Chordata, Aves, Tinamiformes, Tinamidae. Gene Ontology annotation, cellular component: Golgi apparatus. The transcript has 12 exons.